This is a messenger RNA of Aspergillus chevalieri, 1749 nucleotides long. RefSeq names its product integral membrane protein TmpA. The coding region runs from base 1 to 1749 and encodes 582 amino acids. Gene Ontology annotation, biological process: conidium formation; sexual sporulation resulting in formation of a cellular spore; regulation of conidium formation. The record is from RefSeq and is a predicted model, not a curated record. The transcript has a single exon. Lineage: Eukaryota; Fungi; Ascomycota; Eurotiomycetes; Eurotiales; Aspergillaceae.
AUGCCAGAUCCCUCCCACAUGCAAUGCAGAUGCACAUGCCUUGUGGUCAAUGAAAGUUUAAUUCUCAUUAUCCCAUUCUUAGUGCGGAUCAGUCCUGGUAUACGACGACUCGGAACCUUCACGAGCUUGUACCAAUAUUUCUUUAUCUCCCCGGGAGCUCCUGACUCGUCUUUACUCGUCAGUUGUGUUGACACUCCAUCACAUUCUCCGUCUUCAUCCAAUCCAGCAGCCAUGGCACCAUCAGGGGAGCAUCAGAUAUCAAUCCCCCCUCCGGCCAAAUGUGCCUCAGAAUCCUCGAGCCCUACCGAUUCAGUAUUUAUCGAGUCUGAGAAGGCCUUCCUCGAGGACAUGUCUGAUCCUGAGAAGCAACAAGUUAGUAUGGAUCCCGAAAAGACUCUAGAGAAAACCGCAUCCUCAGGGCUUCGUGACCUCGAAGCCCAAACCGAACCCGAGCCCAAAAGAAGAUGGUAUGCUCCAAUUCGGUAUACCGUUCUCGACAUCUACCGCCGUCUCUUCUCCAUCGUCUUCCUCGCCAACCUUGGUGUGUUCAUUUGGGUCAUGGUUGAUAAUCGUACCUUAAUGGCCCUCAUCAACGCCACAGCUGCCAAUGUGCUCGCCUGUGGUUUGGCCCGUCAGCCCUUGGUCGUGAACACCUUCUUCCGUGUCGCAUGCUCGAUCCCCAGAUCGGCUCCACUCCGACUGCGCCAAAUCGCAUGCAAAGUCUAUCACUAUGGGGGCGUCCACAGUGGCUGCGGAGUCGCUUCUUUAGUCUGGUACGUCGGUUUCGUGGCCGUCUUGACCCGGACAUACACGAACCCUCCCGGAGGCCAGCCGGUCAUCUCGAGUGCACCAGUCAUCCUGGCGUACAUCAUCCUGGCCCUGCUCAUGGCCAUCAUCAUCGUGGCCUACCCAGGCUUCCGCGUCAAGCUGCACGACUAUUUCGAGCUCACGCACCGCUUCUCCGGCUGGGUGGUGGUCGCCCUUUUCCUGUGCCUGCUGUUGGUCUUCGCGGACGAAGCCAGCACUGCUCAAGGUGUCUCCCUGGGUAGCUUCAUAAUCAAGAUCCCCGGUUUCUGGUUCUUGAUGAUUGUCAUCGCCUCCAUUAUCCACCCCUGGGUGUUCCUCCGCAAGGUCCGUGUGCAGCCCGAGUACCUCUCUGACCACGCUGUCAGACUCCACUUCGAUUACACCAAGACCGCCUUCGGCAAGGGUAUUCAGCUCUCCAAGCACCCACUCCGUGACUGGCACGGUUUCGCCACCUUCCCCGACCCGGAGGGGAACACUUUCUCUUCCCUAGUCUCCAAGGCAGGCGACUGGACAGCAGACACCAUCAAGGAGCAGCCGACCCACCUCUGGAAGCGUGGUGUCUUGAUCUAUGGCUUCGCGUACUCCAUGCGUGUCUUCAAGAAGGUCCUCAUCGUCACCACUGGCUCAGGCAUUGGCCCUUGUCUGUCGUUCUUGGGUGACGAGAACCGUCCCGAGCUGCGCGUCGUCUGGCAAACCCGGGCUCCCGUGAAGACAUACGGAGAGAAGGUCAUUGACCUUGUCAAACAGAUGGACCCCGAUCCGGUCAUCAUUGACACCAACGAGAGGGGUCGGAUAGACAUGGUUCCUCUCAUCAGAAAGCUGUACAAGGAGUUCGAGCCUGAAGCUGUCUGUGUGAUCAGUAACGGCAAGGUCACGAAAAACACGGUGUAUCAGCUGGAGGCCACUGGUAUUAAGGCCUAUGGGCCAAUUUUCGAUUCAUGA